AUGGAAAACAGUUUAAGCUUAUCAUGUUCGCGGAAUAGUUCUUUUAGUAACGACAGGAAAACCGCGUUCAGGAGUAUUUUAGAGGAUGUUAGGAACUUAGAAGAAGAGAAUAUCCAUGACAAUUUACAAACAAUUGAGAAGACAUCAAGAAUAUUGCGAAAUGUUGAUGACUUGUAUGGCAAAGAUGAGUUGAAACAUCCGGGUGAAAGUUACCUGGAUUCUCAAGUGCUCUGCGCGACGAGCCUGCUCGCUGUGCGCUGUUCGGAGUCUGUCAGCGGCAAUCUUAACAAAUACGAUAAAAGUGAACUCGCGAAACACAUUGGUUCGAACCCGGACUACUGGGAGUUCCCGUUUCCUCUAGAAGCUCAACCCGUGUUGUAUCUCCACGGAUCCUUUGAUCCAACACCGCCUGAAGAAAGACCUCGAGCUCCGAGACGGAAGGUUGAUAAACAACAGCAAGCUGCUCUUAAAGUGCCCAAGAGUAAAGACAAAGUUGAAGAAGAGGACAAAGACAAGGAGAUUUUCAAGAAAGUACACAAAAUAGUUAAACAGGCAUGUCGCGAUGGACCACUAUGCUAUUUCAAACUAGCGUUAGAUCCUAAAAGCUUCGCAAAAACUGUUGAGAACAUCUACUAUCUAUCGUUCCUUGUAGCUGACGGCGUUUUAGAAGUUUAUAUUGACGAAGCAACUGGGCUUCCAUUCGUUAAGACAAGAUCCAACAACGAGAGGCAGCACUCGAAGAACGAGAACAACCAGUUUAUAGUAUCCAUUAAUAUGAAGUUAUACAGGGUGAGUUGA
Danaus chrysippus (African queen) is the source of this 798-nucleotide messenger RNA. The record is from the annotation of a GenBank genome assembly. NCBI's taxonomy places the organism in Eukaryota, Metazoa, Arthropoda, Insecta, Lepidoptera, Nymphalidae.